UGUCAAUAUGACUUUUUCAUAUCAUCUCAUAACCAUCAUUUACAAUUUCAAAAUCUUAAAAAAAUUUAAAGUAUAUUUUCAAUUAUUAUGCAAAAUGGAAAACAGGAAAAAGAUUUAUAUGUAACCAUUGUUUUCAGCGAAUCCACAGCGAGUCUAUUAAAACUAAGUUUACCUCAUUUAAACCACACCGAUCCUGAAAACUCAAGAAUAUUUUUGAUAUCUCCCAGCCAUUACAAAUGUUCUAAGAGUCAAGUAGAUUUCAAAGAAGAAAACACACCAACCACAAGUCAAAGUGUCAAUAGCGAAAUUUUAUUCAAAUAUCAAGCUUUACAAGAAGAAAAGGAAGGCAAACCUAUUUCACAAGAUAUUUUCCUGUAUAUAUCUUCAGACGUCGGAUUGUUUUCUAAAAGUAAUUGCUCAUCAAAAUCUAAUAUUUACGAAGGCUGUUACUCUGAAGAUAGCUUUAAACUACUAAACAAUAAAUCUGCGGAAAGUAUAUCGAUGGAAAAUUCCCUAAAAAGUAUUUUUGAAGCUAGAAAAAUUAAAAAGUUACCCUUGUUAUCAGCAAGAAGUAAGGCACAUUCAAAUAAAAUGGGAACAAAUGAGAAUGAACUCUAUGUAGCUCUACUUGAUUCAAAUACAAAUUCAGCUGAUCACAUGUGCCGGAUAUGCCAUGGUGGCGAAAGUAUUGAUGAUCUUUUGAUGCCCUGUAGAUGCAGAGGAACUGUAGCUUUGGUACAUUUGAAAUGUUUGGAAAGAUGGCUUAAAGAUUCACAACAUAGUCAUUGCGAGUUAUGCAUGCACCAUUACAAAAUUGAAAAGAGUCCCAGGUAUAGCUUCAUUCGAUCCAUCUUCGCUUACCUAAGGGCGCCAGGCCCCCAACUGAAAGAAUUAAUUUUUGAUUUGGUGAUGUUUUCUUUGUAUACUCCAACAGCUAUCGUUUCUACCUAUAAUAUUAAUGAUGAUGUGCGAAAGUCUCGUAAAGUCCAAUGUUAUUCAAAGUGGUACGAUACCUUCGCAUAUAAUUGCAUUUUCAGCAGUUUUUGGGAUGGCGGCUAUCGAUUUUACUUACUCUUCCUGGGUCCUUUACAUUUGCCAGAAACACGCCGAAGCUUGGAGAGAUUGGUAUCACAGCAAUUCGUCAUUAAAAGUCAUUCUUCCAGCCAUUAAACUGCGUCCAAUCAAAAAGAAGAAAAAGAGUUUAAAAGAAGGACAAAAUUAAUAAAC
Molecule: messenger RNA, 1227 nt
Organism: Diabrotica balteata
Lineage: Eukaryota; Metazoa; Arthropoda; Insecta; Coleoptera; Chrysomelidae
Source: the annotation of a GenBank genome assembly